ACAACGAUAAACUGACACCCAAACCAGUUGUUAGGGUUUUUGAGUUUUUCACCUCAGUAGAGCGAGGCGGAAAACUCAUCUCUCAAACGCGCCAAAGCCCAAUUCCCAUCGCCUCCGCCAAAGAAGAUGGGCGACAUAACGUCGACGCCGCCGGUGGCGGAGCUGGCCAGCGCGACCUUGACCGACGACGCGGCGGCCGGGCUAGCCCUGAAGCAUCCCUUCUCCGAUCGGGUCCCAAUCCGAUCAAUCGUUUCCCGCCCCGACGGCGGAGCUGGGCUCGCCGGGCAGCGCAUCCGCGCCGGCGGAUGGGUCAAGACAGGGAGGGAGCAAGGGAAGGGCGCAUUCGCCUUCUUGGAAGUCAACGACGGGUCCUGCCUCGCGAAUCUGCAAGUCAUGGUGGACGCCGGCGUCGUAGAGGAGGGCCUAGGCUAUUUGGUGGCGACUGGAACCUCCGUCUCCGUCGAGGGUUUGCUGAAGGUUCCGCCUGAGGGUGCCAAGCAGAAGAUUGAGCUCCGGGUCGAGAAGGUCCUCCACGUCGGCCCGGUUGACCCGGCCAAGUACCCGAUUCCCAAGACGAGGCUCACUCUGGAGAAGUUGAGGGAUCGCAUCCACUUUCGUGCCCGAACCAACACGAUUUCUGCAAUUGCCCGAAUUCGUAAUGCUCUUGCUUAUGCUACGCACUCCUUCUUUCAAGAGAAUGGUUUCCUGUACGUCCAUACCCCAAUCAUCACCACUAGUGAUUGCGAAGGGGCCGGUGAAAUGUUUCAAGUUACCACGAUAAUCAGCGAAGCAGAGAAGCUAGAGAAAGAUUUGAUUAAGAACCCUCCACCAUCUGAGGCUGACGUGGAGGCAGCUAAGAGUGUUGUAGAGGUCAAAGCGGACGAAGUAGCCAAACUCAAGAAGGCUAAAGCUGGCAAGGCUGAAAUUGGGGCUGAAGUGGCUGAACUGAACAAAGGGAAGGAGAAUUUGUCAAAGCUGGAAGAGAGAGCCAAACUUAAGCCCGGUAUCCCUUACAAGGAUGGGAAGAUUGACUAUGCUGCUGAUUUCUUUGGACGUCAAGCUUUCUUGACCGUCUCUGGUCAGCUGCAAGUUGAAACUUAUGCUUGUGCUGUCGGCAAUGUGUACACUUUUGGGCCGACUUUCAGAGCCGAAAACUCUCAUACCUCAAGGCAUUUGGCUGAGUUUUGGAUGGUGGAGCCUGAGAUAGCUUUUGCAGAUCUUCAGGAUGACAUGAACUGUGCAGAGGCAUAUGUAAAGUACAUGUCCCAGUGGCUACUUGAUAAGUGCUCUGAUGACAUGGAGCUCAUGGCUAAGCUUUACGACAAAGUCUGCAUUGACCGUCUAAGAAUGGUGGCAUCUACUCCUUUUGAACGAAUUUCAUAUACAGAAGCAGUGGAAAUCCUUGAGGAGGCUGUGAAGGGUGGUAAGAAGUUUGAGAACAAAGUGGAAUGGGGCAUUGAUUUGGCUUCUGAACAUGAGAGGUUCUUGACAGAGAUCAAGUUCCAGAAGCCUGUUAUUGUUUACAAUUACCCAAAGGGAAUCAAAGCCUUCUACAUGAGGCUCAAUGAUGACUCAAAGACAGUUGCUGCAAUGGAUGUACUUGUACCAAAGGUUGGAGAGUUGAUUGGUGGAAGUCAAAGGGAGGAGCGAUAUGAAGUGAUCAAAGAAAGGAUUCUGGAUAUGGAGUUGCCUCUGGAGCCAUACGAGUGGUACCUUGACCUUCGCCGGUUUGGGACCAUAAAACACAGCGGGUUUGGAUUAGGUUUUGAAAGGAUGAUACUCUUUGCGACUGGCAUUGACAACAUCAGAGAUGUUAUUCCCUUCCCCAGAUACCCUGGUAGAGCAGAUCUAUGAAGUAGCUUUUUAGUUUAAAAAGAAAUAGGGGAGCCCGUGUUUAGUAUUGACAACAUAUGAGAUGUUAUUCCCUUCUCUUUCCCACAUUUUUUGAUCCAUUUGUUUGGGAGAUUUCUAGUUUUGGGGUUCGUUGUUUGGAUGAAUUUGACCGACUCUCUGUCGGCUUUGGCUGGUUUGAUCGGGUGGUAAGGUGUGAGAUAUAGCGGUUAUUGGCAGUUGAAAGAAAUGGCAAUUGUUGGGUUUGAUUCGUGUUUCAAUUAGUGUUUUGAAAUCCCCUCUUCUGUUGGCCCCUGUUGUAAGUUUGGGGGUAAUGAUGAAAAUGGAAGGUGUUUAAUCUACUUUGACGUUGUUUGUAGUGGUUAGCUUGGAAAACCAAAUCUGUUUCGCCAUAGAAGUUGAUUCUAUCUUAUUUCUGUGAACUCAACCCUUUGUUGCAUCUUUAGUUGCAUUUUGCUUCUCCUAUAGCAGAAAGAAGCUCGUCCGUUACUAACAUCAUUUGGCUGCUUUCAUGGUGGUAAUUAUCUAGUUCUACACAGG
Messenger RNA from Linum tenue, 2391 nucleotides. The record is from the annotation of a GenBank genome assembly. Lineage: Eukaryota; Viridiplantae; Streptophyta; Magnoliopsida; Malpighiales; Linaceae.